This is a messenger RNA of Neurospora tetrasperma FGSC 2508, 3737 nucleotides long. RefSeq lists its product as uncharacterized. The record is from RefSeq and is a predicted model, not a curated record. The transcript has 2 exons. Bases 1 to 3657 code for a protein of 1218 amino acids. Gene Ontology annotation, biological process: tRNA methylation. Gene Ontology annotation, cellular component: cytoplasm. Lineage: Eukaryota; Fungi; Ascomycota; Sordariomycetes; Sordariales; Sordariaceae. Gene Ontology annotation, molecular function: protein binding.
AUGACUCAAAACGCAUCCCUCACGCACACAAGGCUUCCCACCAAACUCCGCCAUAACUUUGUCCUCAACCCCAUCACGGCCCUCGCCUUCUACCAGUCUCCCAAUUCUCGCAUCUUCCUCCUCGCCGCCGAAGAUACCUAUCUGAAAAUCUACGACGUCGCCACCUCCCGCCUCGUUUCCCAGAUCAAAGUCUUUUACUCGCAGCCUAUUCACGGUCUGUAUGUCUCACCUUCACCUUCACCUUCGACAACACCAAAACCAGCAGGGACAACAACAGGCCAGGAUGAGGAUGACGUUGAGGAUGAGGAUGAGGAGCCGCGGGUGUUGAUCUGGGGCGCGAAUUCCGUGGCGGUUAUUUCUCAGGGGACAGUGGAUCAGCUCGUCAAAGGACAUGGGGGUAGUGGGGUGGAACUGAGAGAGGAGAAGGCAGGUGAUUGGAUAUAUGAUGGGAUUUUGUUUCCUGCGGAAAGGAAGCGAGGAGCGGAAGGAAAAGAGGGAGGGAAGAGGAGAGUGCAAGGGGCGUUGGUGACUGCUCAUAAUGAGGUUGUUCCGCUUUUGAUUGGGGGGGACGGAGAGGUUACGUUUGGCCCGCUCACCUCGCCUUCACGACCGAUUUUGUAUUCGGCGAAUCUGUGUUUGUUGGAUGACGAGACAGUUCUGGUGGCGGGGGGUACGGUGUUUGGAGAGAUUGUUGUCUGGAAGUAUUUUCUCGAUGGGAGCGGGGAGGGUAGAGGCAAAAAGUUUGAAGUCCUCUACGUCUUUACCGGCCACGAGGGGUCCAUCUUUGGGGUUUCCAUCUCGCCGGAGAUUUCCCUUUCUAAUGGCGGUCAAAAGAUCAGACUGCUAGCCAGCUGCAGCGAUGAUCGGACGGUGCGGAUAUGGGAUAUCACCAAUUCGCCGACCAGGGGUACCUCUAUUCUUACAGAUGGUUCUGGAGAAAAUGAUCACUCAAAGAGAUGUACAUUGGCAGAAGCGAGAGAAACAGGGUUCGGAGGCAGCAACAACUCGGAAGUCAAAGUCGAAAACCAAAACGACAAGGCGAGAUGUCUUGCUGUGGCUAUGGGUCACGUAUCGAGGAUUUGGCAGGUGCGGUUUACGGGAAGGACGCAACAUGGGGAUGGAAGUCCGAUUGAGAUCCACUCGUUCGGUGAGGAUGCGACGAGACAGAGGUGGGAGUUAACGCUGGAUCAGGCAAAGUGGAAGGAGGCGCUGGAGAGGGGGUACAGUGGUGAACAAGACAUUGCUGGGUCGUUUGGCAUGCUGAAGAACUGCGGUAUUGUCAGUUGUCAUAAUGGCAAGAAUAUGUGGUCGACGGCGGUGUCGGGGGGUGAUGGACUGCCGACUUUGAUUGCAACGGGUGGAGCAGAUGGGAAGAUUACGAUGGCUGGUGAUCAGGCGGUCGGAAAUGGGGAGCAAGCGUAUAGGGAUAUUGACGUUACGCUUACGGUCGAGGAUGUCAUGAGGGUUGCUGAGGGGGUUGAAGAGGACUCGACUGCACCGGUGGAAGGACAAAAGAAGAACACGGUCAAGAACGGGUUCCAGCGGUAUGCGUUUCUGUCAGAAAAUACGCUUCUCGCUACGACGUCGUCUGGAAGGCUCUUGCACGGGACGAUAGGCGAGGGUCUGACAUGGAAGAAUGUUCACCUUUCGGAGACCGUCCUCGCGGACCUCAAGUCCUACUACGUCGUCAAGAGCCCAGUUCAGGGGACCGCUAUCCUCGGUAGUUCCAGUGGUAAAGUCUACCUCUUCCUCGAGGACGGCCACCAAGUCAAAGAACUCCACACCUUCCCCGGCAAGAUCUCCGAUAUCCUCCUCAUCGAAGGCGCUCAAGAGACCCUCCACAAAGACCAGCCCGGUGCCUGGACAGUCAUCAUCACCGUCCUCGGCCUCGACCACGCCCUUCUCAUGACUUUCGACCCCUCCACCUCCUCCGUCACCGUCGACCCGCGCAAGAUCUACCUCUCCAGCGACGACGUAUCCCCCUUCAUUGCCACGGCCGCCGCCUUUUGCGGUUCCAAACUGAUCCUCGGCUCGCGCGUCGGUGCUGUGGCUGUCUACAAAUCGACACCUGACGCUUACACCCUCGAUUACUCCCGCAAGGACGCGCGCACCAAGGAUGCAGUGACCUGCAUCGUUCCGCUACCGGGUAGUUCGACCUCUUUUCUGACUGGCUGCCGCGAUGGUCGAUACAGGAUAUACACCCUCACCUCUACCUCUGAGUCGGCCACACUGCACCUCCAACACGAAAUCUCCCCUCCCCUCGGCAUGAUUGAAGGCGCCCACUUCACUCCCUCCUCAUCUGGACUCGAUUUGAUCAUCCACGGCUUCCGCGGCAAGAACUUUGUCGUCUGGAGCGAGUCCACCCGUCAAGAGCUCACCACUGUCGAAUGCGGCGGCGGUCACCGGGCCUUUGACGUCGUCUUUCCCUCUUCUUCUUCUUCUUCUUCUUCUUCUGGUGGCUCUCCCGGCCCAUUACGAUUCAUCUUCACCAAAGCCUCUGCUCUGCGGUUCUACAGCCAAUCGUCCCCUCCUUUACGCACCCUGAAAGAGGGCGGUCACGGUCGCGAGUUACGGGCCGUCGCUGCUUCUGUUUCUUCAUCCUCAGGGGAAGUAGGGCGGUACGUAGCUACUGCUGCGGAGGAUACCACCAUUCGUCUGUGGCAGUAUCGGGACUCAUCUGCCCCUGCUGGGAAAGAAAAAACAGAAAGGGGAUUCAAACCGCUCGCGAUCCUGGAGAAGCAUAGUGCUGGUAUCCAAGCCAUGAAGUGGUUUGGCGAGUCACACUUGUUGAGUAGUGCGGGGAAUGAAGAGUUUUUUGUGUGGAGGAUUACUAGAUUGGAAUCGGAGUACGAGACGUUGGCGGUGGUUUGCGAGAGCAAGUACCCGGAUCGGUCGGCGGAUGGGGAUUUAAGGAUUGUGGACUUUGAUGUCCAGCGUUAUGGAUCACAAGGAGAGGAAAAGAUGCUUAUCAGCUUGGCAUUGAGUAACUCGACGCUGAAAAGCUACCUCUACUCGACUGAGACUCAACAGUGGAAGUUGCUUGCCCAAGGCCGGUACACGGGUGCUUGUCUGACGCAGAUCCGGCACUUGCGCGUCGCUGACGCUGGCAAGGAUAUUCAGGUCCUGACUGCUUCGACGGACGGUCAUGUUGCUGUUUGGUCUACUACUUUGGGUUCCGCUACCGAGACCGAGACGGAAAAGGCAGAGUACCAGAUGGUUACCCUCGCCAAGGUCCAUCAGAGCAGUAUCAAGGGCCUUGAUCUCUCGUCGUCAUCAUCAGGCCAGAGCUGGCUGGUCAUUACAGGCGGCGACGACAACGCCGUCCACUUUACGAACCUGCAGUAUUCUGCUGAUGAUAAGACGUACAAGGUGUUGAGCAGGUCGAGAGUCAAGGAUGCGCAUGCUGCUGGUGUGACGGGCAUUUGUACCGUUAGGGAGGAGGAGGGGGAAGCAGUGGAGGUGGCUAGUGUUAGCAAUGACCAGCGAGUGAAGCUUUGGCGGGCGGUUUGGCAGGAGGGAAGUGAGCAGCCGGUCAAGGUGACGCUGUUGGAUAAUCAGUAUAGCUCGGUGGCGGAUGCUGGGGAUGUGGAGGUGAUCAAGGAGGGGAGGGUGAUGGUUGGGGGAGUGGGCAUGGAGGUUUGGGAUUUUGGUGGUUAGAAGGUGUGAGUUGGUUUAGACAAAAGGGUAUAUAGAGUAUUGUUGUUAUUGAGCAAUGUUGCAAAGUACAUGAUUUAAGG